AUGUCUUCUGAAGCAGUUAAAAAACAGAUUUUAACGGCUAUUAGUGCUCUAAAUAUUCCUCUGAUCAAAAGGCCAGAUGAGCUAAAGGUAGAAGAGGCCUGCGCUGCUGCAAAAUUGUUGAGGAAUCGGGUACUACGGGAACAUGUUCGUGUAGAAGAACACAUUGAAAUUCUUCGACAAAAACAGUUUUAUGACGAUAGUGAUGGUGAAAGUGAUAAUGAUGGUAAUUCGGUAUUUUUGGGGACAGAAUCUUCAGAUAUUCGAAAAUUAUCUCGACAAGAUUUUUUAUUUAUAAGUGAAAUGAUGGUUAUGGAAAAUGUUGUUGUUCCACUUCUUUUGGCUCAUGGGAUGAAUUUUAGUUCAUCACUUUUACCUCAAUUACUGAAAUUAUUGACAGCGAUGUUACUUCCAGUUCCAAUGCAUUCUUUAGAAAUGCCUAGACAAUUUGAUUACAUUCGACGUUUAGUGGAACGAUGUGGAACGGAUGAAUUUUUUACACUUUUGAUACAGUGUGUUGCACCUGUAGCUGAAAAACGAUCAAAGGGUAUUUUACAAAAAGAAGAUGUGGUUCUUCUUGAAGUUGUUCUUAAAAUUAUUUCUCAUUUUUUUAAUGCGCCAAAGGAAAGUAUUGCACCUGGAAUUGGUGCUUUUGCACGGAAUCAUGGUAUUGAAUUUUUUCUUGUGGUAUUAAAUCAAAACUUUGCACGAGCAGAAGCAAUGAAAAAAGAAGAAGAAAUUGCUGCUUUGAAAGAUAUGGAAUUAUCCUCUUCAGAGGAAGAGGAUAAUAAUGAUAAUAUUAUAUUAGUUGAUAAUCACAUGGAAGAAAAAGAAGAAGAAAAAAAAGGAAUUGUGGUCUUGGAAGAUGGAGAAAAUGGGACUGAAGAUGGUGAAGAAGAAGAAGCAGAAGAAGAUGAAGAGGAUGAAAGUGGACAUGACGAAGAAGAAGAAGAGGAAGAGGAAGGUGUUGGUAAUAAUAAGGAUUACGCUGUGGAUGAGAUUAGUAUUGAUCAAUAUAAUGCUCGAAUGUUGGAUCUUUUAGAAAGUACUGAACAACUUUGGAAAUGGAAUAUGCUUAUUGUUAGUUCAAUGGCAGUAGUUCUUCGUUGUGCAAAUCCUGUGGAACUUGCUCAACUUGGAUUUCUUUCAAAGUUUCAACAGCAAUCAUCCCAUCAACUUAUGGGAUUGUUUGAAAGUGGUAAACGUUUUCGUGAGUGUAAAAAAGAAUCCGAUCGAUGGAGACAAGUAGCAAGGAGUCGUAAUGGGGCUAUAACUUCUAAUGGUUUACUUGUUCGAGGGACAUCCUCUUCACGUGUGCAAGGAGAAGGUGGAGCAAUAGGUUCUGCUUCAGUACUUCUUGGAUUAAGAAGUAAAGAUCCACUUGAGAAAGUUCGAGAUAUUGAUUUACGUAAAAAAGGUCGUUUUGUCAAGGGAAUGUCUGAUGAUAGUAUUGCUAUUUCUAAUCUUCCUUUGCCUACUAAAGUACAACUUUCUCAACAGUGUCUUUCUUUUGUAUGUUACGGUUUUGAACCUUUAAAUAUGAUGUUAUGGAAUAAAAUAGCAAAAACUAUUGCUGGUUUUGAAAGUAUUGUAAAAGAGCGUAGUGAAUUGUUAUCUGGAUUUAAAAGUUCUGGAGAAGAACCUGAAUUACCAUCUCAAAUAGAUAAAUCUGUCUAUGAUUCAGCUCAAGGUGUUUUGGAUUAUGUUGAUAUAUGUGCUUCAUUACUUCGAUAUACCAGAGAAGUUGUUCGUUUAAACAAAGAUGAAAAUAAUGAUAUUACUUUGGCAACAUUUCAUCAACAAUGGCAAUGUAUAUCUAGUGUUAUUACAAUUGAACAUAUUCAGUAUGGAUUUGAAUUACUUCGAGUAUUUUUAAGUUCUCCAGAUUUUAAGAAAAGAUUUGAUGUUACCAGUGUAGUAAUUUAUCUUUCUGAGUUAUUAAUGACACUUAAUCAUUUAAUAGAUGGUGAUAUUGUUAAAGAUCCUAAUGUCAUUGUGGCCGCAAAUGCAUUAUCAUCAUCUAUUCUUUAUAAUGAGGAAAAUGUUACAUUGGUUUUUGAUCUUAUUUCAAGAUAUACUGCCAAAGUUCUUCCACCUGGUAAAGCUAGAGUUUUUGUAUUAUUGGUAUACUCAGUUUUUCAACUUAUGGAAAAGUGUAGUUUUAAAGGCAAAGUUUUAUUUCCCAAAAGAGAAAAAAGACAAAAUGCAACUAUUACAGAAGAAGCAGAAGACAUAAGUAAUGUGAAUUUUUUGGAAUCAGAUAAAGUAGAAAACAUUGAUCCUUUAAAUUUAUCACAUGAAACGAUAAAUGAGGUAACGAAAGAUGAAGUAGAUAUAAACGAGAAUGAUAAUGUUUUAACUUCAUCCAACUCAGUAUAUUUAAAAGAUGUUCCACUUGAGCCUUUAGAGACUACAUCUGGUAAUAAGGAUAGAGAAGUAUCUAUAGAAAAUGCUUCUCUAACUUCAAGUGGUCCUGCUAUUCUUUCCACUUUAAGUUCGGAGAGAGAAGUAAGUAUGGGAAAUUACUUUAAACGUCUUGCUACUGUGAAAAAUACGAAAUUAAUUCUUUCUUCACUUCGUCAUUGGAGAGUUAAUGAUAAUGAUGUGAACACAGCUUUAGCAUACUUAAUUCGUUCUCUUGUUAUUGAAGGUAGUGAAAAUAUAUUCUUUAAUGCACAUUUUCUAAUGGUAAUGAGAGAUAUAUUAGUUAACGGUAAAGAUUCUCAUAAUUCUUUAUAUAAUGUUUGUGAUCAGGUGGUUUUUAGUUUUUUUAAUCCUUCAUUUGCGAAAUUUCUUGAUGAAAGGAAAAAAUCUCAAUUUGGAUCCUCGCUUAAUGUUUUAGAGGGUGCUCAGUCAUUUUUGGGGUUUGAGGUUUCUCUGCGAUGUGCACGUUCACUUUUUUGUUUUAAUUCUACCGAUUAUAGUAUUAUGGAAGAAAAAGGACUUCCUCACUUGACUGAUUGUAUUGCAAUUCCACUAAAGGAUGAGAAAAAUUAUGCUGAUAGGAAUGAAGAUGAUGACACAUUCCCUGAUGCUGAAGAAUCACCUAUCAAAAAACGACGUCGAAAGAAGAAAGUAUCUUUAACAGAUGAAAAGAUACAAGAGGAGAAAAUCAUAGAUGAAGAAACCAUAGAAGAAGUUAUUAUGGAGUUACAAGAUGAUGAGAUUGUUGUUGAAUAG
This is a messenger RNA of Trypanosoma theileri, 3177 nucleotides long. RefSeq lists its product as uncharacterized. Gene Ontology annotation, cellular component: replication fork protection complex. Gene Ontology annotation, molecular function: DNA binding. The transcript has a single exon. The coding region runs from base 1 to 3177 and encodes 1058 amino acids. Lineage: Eukaryota; Euglenozoa; Kinetoplastea; Trypanosomatida; Trypanosomatidae. The record is from RefSeq and is a predicted model, not a curated record. Gene Ontology annotation, biological process: DNA repair; DNA replication checkpoint signaling; replication fork arrest.